Molecule: messenger RNA, 1446 nt
Organism: Planococcus citri (citrus mealybug)
Lineage: Eukaryota; Metazoa; Arthropoda; Insecta; Hemiptera; Pseudococcidae
Product: zip homologous protein 2-like
Exons: 10
Coding region: 379-1143 (254 amino acids)
Biological process (GO): homologous chromosome pairing at meiosis; protein sumoylation; reciprocal meiotic recombination
Cellular component (GO): synaptonemal complex
Molecular function (GO): SUMO transferase activity
Source: RefSeq, a predicted model, not a curated record
ACUCAAACGUUGGAGCACGGAAAAAGGAAUGAUUCAAUCCAUCGUGUGACGUCAUCAGUCACGUUUUGUUUUGUUUGAUCGUUGUUGUUGUUGUUUUUUCUCUAUUUCGAUUAUCGUUGUUUCAGAUUUCAGAAAGUGUUUUUUCCUUUAUUCGGUCGGUUCUUUGGUUUCAAUUAGCUAAAUUUGUGUGAUUUUCAUUGCUUCGACAAUAUUUUGUGGGUUUUACAAUUGUUUUAUUUGAUUUCAUCUCACUUUUCGUGUUUCAAUCAAAAUACAGAAGUUCCGGUAACUAUAUCCAACGGCAAUAUUGUAAUUUAUUGAUCACUAUCAGUAUAGGAAUAAGAGUAACAUCCACAGUUCGAUACUUACCGCUUUACGAUGGCGGAUUGGAUUCAUUGCAAUAUGUGUUUCAUUCAACCUCGAGAAGGAGAUUCCAAUUUCAUAUUGACUAGUUGCGGUCAUGUGUUUUGUUCGACGUGUGAAAAUAAAGAUAGUGGCGUCGAGUGUAAAAUUUGCAAAACGUCUUGUUCCGUUAUCAAACUUCGUGGUGAUGUAUUACCGAAUGUCAAGGAGUAUUUCGAAGAACCGAUGGUGAUAGCUGAAAAAUUAUUGAAAGCGAUCAAGUUUCAAAAAGGACAUCGUAUGAAUUUAUUUAAAGCUUAUUCUAGAAACGGUGAAAAAUAUCAGAAGGCGAAAACUCAUAUACAGAAAUUAGAAUCGCAUAUUCGUAAAAUGGAAAGUCAUAUUCAGAAAUUAGAAAAGAAGGUCGAGUAUUAUGAAAAUUACAGAUCUCCGGGCGCGGCGUCUAAUUCUGAUCAGUUUACUUUUACUCCGUAUACAAAUAACGAUGCGGAAUCUCAAUCGCAUUUCUUCAACAGCAGUCAAAGUAAAAAGACCACCGUAGACACUCCUCGAUUCCCAAAACCAGAGUCCGGUUCAGCGUUUAAACAAUACAGACGUGAAGUAGAAUAUACGCCAGCUUCAGCGUCGCCAGCUGCUCAACAUACACCUCACAGUGCCGCUGAUUACAGACUUUCGCACAGCUCGCGUCAAACACCUCGAUCUUCGCAGUCUAAAUACCCAACGAGAACGCCGCCGUACAGCAUGCUGAAUAAUUUAAAGAUCACCGGAAGCCGAAAAUAAGCUUUGAAACACGUCCGAAUUUUAGUUUCAGAAUUUCUAAACGAAACUCCGGCCUAAAAAGAAUUUCCAGUACGUCAAGAAUUUAAUUUCGAGUGGCAAUUUUUUUCGCUUCGUUUUAAUUUAUUCUGGUAACUCGAAGAUAUUUACUUUUACUUCAAUGAAGAGAAAUCGCAUUUCGUCGGCAUACAGAUUACGUUAGAAGAAUAUGUUUUCUUUUGUUCCUCGGUUUAUUUAUUUCAUUUUGAACUUUUUUUUUUCUACCUAUCUCUUAAUAAAUAUAAUUUCGAUGACAUCCAUCUGCUA